AUGCAGGAGCUGCAGCAUCAUCACAUCCGCAGCGGCCCAGAGAGAAGAGAAGCUGGCGGAAGCACAAGGGAGGAUGAAGCUGACUACAAACGAAGGGGACUUCUGGGUCCAACACAAAUGGCCGAAGGGCACAAUGGAAGCGGGAGAGGGGAAACGGCGCCAAUUUUGGUGCGCCGCCACAGCAGCAACACCAGCGCCGCCGCCGAGGCACAGGCACAACUGCCACCCGCCGCCGCAACACCAGCGCCGACCAGCGCCACCAGCCCAGGUGCAGGCGCAGCUGCUGCCCGCCGCCGCAACACCAGCGCUGCCGGCGCAGGCGCAGCUACCGCCUGCCGCUGCCGCCGCAGCAACACAAGCGGCGCCCGCGCAGGCGCAGCUGCCGCCCGCCACCGCAGCAACACCAGCGCCGGCAGUUUACAGAUAGAUAGGUGCGUGUUCGUUUGUAUCACAAAUAGCGCCCACCUGGAGUGUCCUCCCAAGUAUAUAUGCGUAAAACUGCAGCGGCGCAAUCCGAUUCUGUAUCGUUUACUCGAGAGGGCUACAUUUGUUUGUCUUCCCCAGACUUUAGCAGACGAUACCGAAGAUGUCUCACUCGACUUUGGCAAUGAGGAAGAGCUGGCGUUAAGGAAAGCAAAAAUCAGGCACCCGCUGGCCACCUUCUUUCACCUCUUCUUCCGGGUGAGCGCCAUCGUGACCUACUUGUUUUGCGACUGGUUCAGCAAGAGCUUCAUUGUCUGCUUCGUGGUCAUUCUCCUACUCCUGUCCUUCGACUUCUGGUCCGUGAAGAAUGUCACCGGAAGACUCCUGGUAGGCCUGCACUGGUGGAACCAGAUCGACGAAGAUGGGAAAAGCCACUGGAUGUACGAAGCGAAAAGGGUCCCAUCCAGCGUCGCGGCCCCCACGGAAGUCGAGGCCCGGAUCUUCUGGCUGGGACUGAUCAUCUGCCCGGUCAUCUGGACCAUUUUCUUUUUCAGCACCCUCUUUUCCUUGAAGCUGAAGUGGCUGGCGCUCGUGAUAGCCGGCAUCUCUCUCCAGGCGGCUAACCUGUAUGGCUACGUCCACUGCAAGUUAGGAGGGCUGACAAACCUCCACAAAAUCGCUGCGAGGUUCCCGGCUCAGCAGAUCUUCCAGAGGAACUUAGAAAAGGUAGAUUCGAGUCCAGAAGCCCCUUAG
This is a messenger RNA of Heteronotia binoei (common prickly gecko), 1176 nucleotides long. It is a transcript of the gene TVP23A, whose product is annotated as trans-golgi network vesicle protein 23 homolog A. Gene Ontology annotation, cellular component: Golgi membrane. The record is from RefSeq and is a predicted model, not a curated record. The transcript has 9 exons. Gene Ontology annotation, biological process: vesicle-mediated transport; protein secretion. Bases 1 to 1176 code for a protein of 391 amino acids. NCBI's taxonomy places the organism in Eukaryota, Metazoa, Chordata, Lepidosauria, Squamata, Gekkonidae.